GGCGCUUCCUACGUCUCAGCUUCCGCGUUGCAGCCCUGGGAGCUGGAGCCGGAGCGGGGUCCUGAGUUCCCGCCGGCAGUGAGGCGGGAGCGGCAGUUAGGGACCAGAGUUAGGACAGGAACCUAAGCUGAGGCGGCGGGCACUGAGUCCCUGCGAGAUGGACGGGACGGAAGGCAAUGCCGGACAGCCCGGCCCCGCUGAUCGGUCGCAUCGAAGCAGUGUCUCCUCCAUGGGAGCCAGAGCAGCGGACGUGCUGGUGUACCUGGCGGAUGACUCGGUGGUGCCCCUGGCCGUGGAGAACCUGCCCUCGCUCAGCGCCCACGAGCUGCAUCGUGCCAUCCGUGAAGUCCUGCAGCUCCCGGACAUCGCCCUGGAUGCCUUCGCGCUCUGGCUCGUCUCCCCUCUGCUGGAGGUGCAGCUGAAGCCCAAGCACCAGCCCUACAAGCUGGGCCGCCAAUGGCCAGAACUGCUGCUGCGAUUCACCGAUGCCCCGGACGAUGACGUGGCCGUGGAUGAGCCCUCCCUGCAAUUCCGAAGGAAUGUGUUUUUCCCAAAACGGCGGGAGCUCCAGAUCCAUGACGAGGAGGUCCUGCGGCUGCUGUACGAGGAGGCCAAGGGCAACCUGCUGGCCGCUCGGUACCCAUGUGACGUGGAGGACUGCGAGGCCCUGGGCGCCCUGGUGUGCCGUAUGCAGCUCGGGCCCUACCAGCCUGGCCAGCCCACCGCCUGUGCCCUGAGGGAGAAGCUGGACUCCUUCCUCCCCGCCCACCUCUGUAAGCGGGGCCACGGGCUCUUUGCCGCCCUCCGGGGCCGUGGGGCCAAGGCCGGGCCAGUGGAGCAAGGCCUGCUAGACGCCUACCGCAGGGUGCAGGAUGUGGGCAACAGCGAGGCCUCCCUGAGCCCCCACUACCGCGCCUACCUCCUCAAGUGCCACGAGCUGCCCUUCUACGGGUGCGCCUUCUUCCACGGCGAGAUUGACAAGCCGGCCCAGGGCUUUUUGCACCGGGGCGGGCGAAAGCCAGUGUCUGUGGCCAUCAGUCUGGAGGGCGUGCAUGUCAUUGACAGCAGGGAGAAGCACGUCCUGCUGGGCCUGCGCUUCCAGGAGCUGUCGUGGGACCACACCUCGCCCGAGGAGGAGGAGUCGGUCCUGUGGCUGGAGUUCGAUGGGGACCACGAGGGCACACCAGUCAACAAGCUCCUGAAGAUCUACUCCAAGCAGGCUGAAUUGAUGAGCAGCCUCAUCGAGUACUGCAUUGAGCUGAACCAGACCUCGGAGCCCGCCGCCGCCCAGGAGAGCGCCUCCGGCCCGGCCCCGGCCCCCGGGCCCUCACCGCUUCCCACGCGGCGCCCGCAGCUGCGGAGGCAGGGGAGCGUGGUGUGCAGCCGGAUCCAGCAUCUUGCCACCAUCGACUACGUCGAGGAGGGCGAGCAGAUCAAGCGGGUGAAGCCCAAGCGCACCACGUCCUUCUUCAGCCGGCAGCUCUCCCUGGGCCAGGGGAGCUACACCGUGGUGCAGCCCAGCGACAGCCUGGAGCAGGGCUGAGGGCGGGAGGGCACAGGGCAGGGCUGGGGGAGGGGGCCGUGUCGGGUCCCCCGCGUUCCCCUUGGACUCCGGGCCCUGCUGCCGUCUCAGGACCAACCUGACCAGGUCUGGCUGCCCCCUCCCUCGAGAUGGACAGUGUCCCCUGCCCUGAGGUCCCCCGUGGCGGCAGGCGGCUGAGGAGUAGGGCUCAGGACGCUCGGGAAUAGGGUGUCUCUGGUCUCUUCCCUGGACUUCGGUGACCACAUCCCCUCAGUUCCUUCUGCCUCAUUCCAGCCCAAGCCCUCAGGCUGGGACGUGGCCCUGCGGGGGCAGGAAGGGGGCCCCCUGGAUUGAACCAGAGCAGGGACAGAGCAGGCCAGGCCCCCACCAAGCCCGCCCUGGCUGGAUGGAACGGGAGGCCCCCCGUGUCCUUCACCCAGGCCUGCCUUGUGGGCAGGAGACGCUCUGACCAGAAGGGAGCUGUAAGUGUGUCUGCUAAGCUUCGGUGACGUCGCUGUGCUGGGCGUGGCUGUCCUGUGGACCCGCAGGCCCGCACUCCACACCUGAAGAGGCACCCAGCCCCCCUUGGGCUUCAGGUUUGUUUUGUUUUGUUUUGUUUUUAGGGCUGCACCCGAGGCAUGUGAGGUUCCCAGGCUAGGGGUCCAACUGGAGCUGCAGCUGCCAGCCGACACCACAGCCACAGCAACACGGGAUCUUUAUAACCCACUGAGUGAGGCCAGGGAUUGAACCCCCCAUCUUCUUGGAUACUAGUCGGGUUCGUUUCUGCUGAGCCACAUCGGGAACUCCCGGCUUCAGGUUUUAGUUUUGCUCUUUUUCAUCUGCUUUGGUUCCAUGAAGCCCUUGAACUCUGGGGCAGCUUUGGAGGACACCCCACCAACCUCAGAGCUGCCGGCUCUCCUUCCAGGAUGGUGCUGUGGUGCCACCUGGCGUGACCCUGGGGGCCGGGCCAGGCUCAGGGAAGCCCAGGACGGACGGGAGUGGUCUCCUUCCCGGGACCUGGCAGGGAGGCUGGCGGUGGCUGGUGCGGUUCAUCCCCAGCCGGUCCCUCCGGCCUUCCCCCCACUGAGCUGGCCUCGAGGGGGCCCCCGGGGAUGCUUCCCAGGACUUUCCGCAGGAAGGAGGCAGGCCCGGCUCAGCACAGACUGGCUCUGUCCCCCUCCCAGUGGAGGAGGUGGGAGAGGAAACGCGAGCCUCUGGUCUCCGGAUGCCACCGCCUCGCUCCAGGUGUGCUGAGGUGGGCUUGCCUUCCGGCAGCAGGGGCUUUGUCACUUGUCAUAAUAAACAACUGUCUCCGGUCGUUUGGGAUGUCCCAGCCAGGGGGCGCCUCAUCUCUCCUGGAGUCCCUCAGCCUCACCGGCCCCGCCCUCUGGUUGUCUGGCAGCACUCACAGACGUGGUGCCAGAUGCGUUGCCCUCUGAUGGGCUGAGGGCCCGAGGGGCUGGGGUGUGUGCUGUGUGUACACAGAUGACUCGUUUUGGCCCUUCGGCGUCUUUUUUCUGUUUUCUAAGCAGUCACUGUGCCUUAACCUUUUCUGCCUGCCCUUUGGGACAAAGCAGUAUUUUACUGAGUGCCCUUUGAAUAUUCUUAUUCUUUUGUAUCAUGUGACUUAUUAAUAAUAAAACCAAUUCCCAGCAAA
Messenger RNA from Sus scrofa (pig), 3179 nucleotides. RefSeq names its product FERM domain containing 8 (gene FRMD8). Lineage: Eukaryota; Metazoa; Chordata; Mammalia; Artiodactyla; Suidae. Gene Ontology annotation, biological process: negative regulation of canonical Wnt signaling pathway. The record is from RefSeq and is a predicted model, not a curated record. Gene Ontology annotation, cellular component: cytoskeleton; plasma membrane.